This is a messenger RNA of Leptosomus discolor (cuckoo roller), 1103 nucleotides long. The record is from RefSeq and is a predicted model, not a curated record. Lineage: Eukaryota; Metazoa; Chordata; Aves; Leptosomiformes; Leptosomidae.
AGGUCCUAUUGACCAUGGACAGUGAAGAAAUCCCAACUUUUUCGAGUCCAAAGGAGGAAACUGCGUAUUGGAAAGAGCUCUCCUUGAAGUACAAACAAAGCUUCCAGGAAGCUCGUGAAGAGCUGGCUGAAUUUCAGGAGGGAAGCAGGGAAUUAGAAGCUGAGUUGGAGGCACAACUAGUGCAAGCUGAGCAGAGGAAUAGAGAUUUGCAAGCAGAUAACCAAAGACUGAAGUAUGAAGUGGAAACAUUAAAGGAGAAACUGGAGCACCAGUAUGCGCAAAGCUACAAGCAAGUAUCGUUGUUAGAGGAUGACCUGAGCCAGACACGGGCCAUUAAAGAUCAGCUGCAUAAGUAUGUGAGGGAGCUGGAGCAGGCCAACGAUGACUUGGAACGUGCAAAGAGGGCAACAAUAGUUUCAUUGGAAGACUUCGAACAAAGGCUGAACCAAGCUAUUGAGAGAAAUGCGUUUUUAGAAAGCGAACUGGACGACAAGGAAUCGUUGCUAGUUUCUGUACAGAGAUUAAAGGAUGAAGCGAGAGACUUACGGCAAGAGCUAGCAGUACGAGAGAGGCAACAAGAAGUCACUCGGAAGUCAGCACCCAGUUCUCCGACUCUAGACUGUGAGAAGAUGGAUUCAGCUGUCCAAGCGUCUCUCUCCUUGCCAGCUACGCCUGUUGGAAAAGGAUCAGAAAAUAGUUUUCCUUCCCCAAAAGCUAUACCGAACGGAUUUGGUACCAGCCCCCUUACUCCUUCAGCUAGAAUAUCUGCCCUCAACAUUGUGGGAGAUCUGCUACGGAAAGUAGGGGCCUUAGAAUCUAAAUUAGCUGCUUGCAGAAAUUUUGCAAAGGACCAGGCAUCACGGAAAUCCUACAUUUCAGGGAACGUUAACAGCGGCAUGACGAACAGCAAUGGCACAAAGUACCCUCAUCCGGGGCACACCUCCUUCUUUGACAAAGGGGCAGUAAACGGCUUUGAUCAAGGUCCCCCAGGAUUGGGAGCCUCUCGACCGUCCUCAGCGCCUGGCAUGCUCCCUCUGAGCGUAUGAGCCCGCGGGAGGUCGUGUUCGGACUUGCGGAUGCGUUUCUCGGCCCACCAAGAGAAG